Messenger RNA from Eleginops maclovinus (Patagonian blennie), 6236 nucleotides. It is a transcript of the gene ahdc1, whose product is annotated as AT hook, DNA binding motif, containing 1. Bases 516 to 4982 code for a protein of 1488 amino acids. NCBI's taxonomy places the organism in Eukaryota, Metazoa, Chordata, Actinopteri, Perciformes, Eleginopidae. The record is from RefSeq and is a predicted model, not a curated record. The transcript has 6 exons.
CGCACGAGAGACAGAGAGCUGGAAUUGCAGAGGCAGAGACUCACGGGCGCACGGUCGAUGUUCGCCUCCCGCAUACCGUGGAGUCCCGUGCUUGUCACCAAAACCGAAGCACAGGGCUCGAGCGCGAGAUUGAUGUGAGCGAGAGGAGCGGUUUUUCCAUUGAGACGGUGGCGCGAGACAGCAGGAAGAGACGUUUACAUUGGUGUGGGAGGAGGUCUGUCUCCCUCCGCCGUGGGGAGCCCAGAUGAAGAGGACAUGCUGACGGCUGCAGCGGCUCCGUGACCCGGGAGAGGAUCGGAGCAGCGUCACCGAAUGCCGCGCGAGCCAGCGUUGACACUGCAACAGCUCGAGCAUCCAGCGCGAGCCCCCAGACUCACUCUCUCCCCCUUGGGCCAUUGAAUCUUCUCUCCUGUUGUUAGAACUACUUCUUCAUCUACCAAGCAGUUCCCUGAUUUUGAUUCAGCAGAAAACCGUCCUGUUAUUCCUCUUUCGUUACCCACAAUACUGUUCACUGAAUGAGUAGCUUGUCAGAUCACCUACAUUCAGGCCAGACUGGGGCUCCAGUGGGCUGUGGUGAGACUCAAGCAGAGGAAAAAGCGUGUGUGGGGGGGCUGGAGGGGCUGGCUGGGCCUGAGCUCUGGACCAGGGAUCUUGGGCUCCAGGAGGGGUCCCAGGAUCCCUCUAAUGAUGGACUGGCAUCGGUGACCUUAGACCACUUUCCCUCCUCUCCUUCCGCCCUGGCCAACGGCCUCCACCUGCAGGGAAGGCUGGGGCACAGCAGCUGCCGGCGCAAACAGACUGCCACUCACACUGAGACACGUAUGUUUGCAGAGACACUUAGAAACAUGCAAACGCACAAGGACCCGGCUUUGCGUGAAAAGGGUAUUUCGCACGCAGGCAUGGAUAAUUGUGGGCACAUCGAUAUCAAUCCACAUAUGGGUUCUGUAGGUCCAAAACUCUCUGGAACUCUUACACCUGAGGCCAUACGCACAACUUCACCUCAACCCCUGUCUGUGGCACUUGGCAAUCAUCCUGCUUCGGCCAAUCAGCGGACAGCCCCAGUCCUCACUGCAGAGACUGACAAUCCCUCCACUUUCUGUCCAGUCCCUGUUGGCCCCACCCCAAACACAGGGUCCUCUCCUCUUCCUGUGGAGGCAGAGAAGAAGUAUGCACUCCGCAGCUCCGGACGUCCACGCUUCCCUUGUCACCUGCGCAAAUCCUCCCGCCUCCGCCGAGGCAUGGAGGAAGGGGAGAAAAGAGCAGGGAGGGAGAGGGGAGGAGAGGAGGAGGAUGAAGUAUUACAGAAGAUCUGGAGGGUUAAAGAAGAAGAGGUAGCUGUUGGAGAGAAAGAAGUACAUUCUUCUGUGGAGGCUGUUCUCCCCACAGCCCCCCCUCCUACCGACAUCCCUCUUGCUCUAACUGUACCCAAACCUGCUCCUAAAGCUGUACCCAAACCUGGGCCCAGACUUGGGCAUAAACCUGGACCUAAAUCCAGGUCUAGACCCGCACCAAAAGUCCAGAAAGCAGCUCCUAAAAGUGUGAAACAGCGCCAGGCAGCCAUGGCUCAACGUGCAGCCGCUCAUCUCCCAUUUACGAACACAUCCACCAUCGCUGCACCUUCACCAACCGUGAAGCAGGAACCUCUCGCCGAUUCAGGCUCCAAUAACCGAAGACGUGGGCGUUUUGUAGGUGUGAGAAAGAUUGUUGUCAAGGUGGCUCGUAUUCCCGUUAGUCUCAGCCGCCGACAGAAGAGCUACAAGAUUUCCAAUAUGGAGACAGUUACAGGGACAGAAAAGAGCAACGACUGCAGCGGCGACGGCUCAGAGGUGGCUCGAGAACCGACCCAAGUUCUCCGAAUGAAGAACAAUGGAAAGAGCGUUAUGGUGAUGUUUCCUCCUGGAGAGAUGCCUGUUAUUCUCAAGCGAAGGCGGGGGCGACCCCCUAAACAGCCUCCGCCAGGAAUACCGGCAGAGCUUCUCAACACCUCGAAUGCUGGUGGUAUAGGAGACCCACCCAAGAAGCCCCAGAGGCGGCGGCGGACUAAACUCCCUUCCCCUUACCCUUCCUAUGUUAAUGAUACUAAUGAUGUGAAAACAGAGUAUGGGGAUGUCCUGUCCAAACUGGCCUUUUUGAACUGCCAGCCCCCUGCCACUGGCCGCUGCUCUCCCCCACGCUGCUGGACACCCAGUGAGCCAGAAAGCUUUCAUACCCCUCUGGAAAACCCUGGAAUAUCCACCCUGCUCCACCGGCUCACCGGCUUUAGACGCCCCCGAGGUGGCAGAGGAGGGGGCGCUGGGAGAGGGGGAGGAGGAGCAGGGGGGAUUGGGGGGAUUGAGCGCAACAAGAGCACCUUCAGUGACUUUUUUGAAUCAAUUGGCAAGAAGCAGAAACUGAGCCCCCUGUCUGAGCAUGGAUUACCCAGGAAAAGGGGAAAGGGUGGGGGUGGUAGGGGAGGGGGUGUCGUAGGAAGUGAUCCUGGGGCGGAGAAAACAGUUAAGAAGAGACGUGUGAGAAAAAAUGGUGCAUUAAGAGGGGAGGGAAUGUCCAUGGGGCAGGAGUGGCCCAAUGGAGCAGGUGGAUGGGGGGAAGGGGGUAUGGACAAGGAGAAAGCUCUUGGUGGGUAUCAGUUCUGUGGAUCUCCAAGAAGAGGCUUUUCCUCCUGUGAGGUUGGAAGGGGAGGGUCCUACAGCAGCCCGGGAGGGGGCAGGGGGAUGGGGCCUGCUGGGGAGGACUCACAGAGCCUGUUUGCCGGAUAUUUCCGGUCCCUCCUCGACUCAGACGAUUCGUCAGACCUGCUGGACAUCGCCUCCUCGCAGUCAGACCCCCGAAAAGCUUCAUCCACCCCUGGUUACGAGCCAUCCAGUCCAGCUACCUGCCACAGCUGGUCCCCUGCAUUCCCCAAGUGGAGCUCCAAGGGGGCAAAUGCUGGGGUGGAGGGUUCAUUGCAAACACAUGGCUCCUCAGCAAGGCCUCCUUACAGCUAUGGCAACCUGGCCCAAACCUCCCCAACCACUUCUACCUAUCCCAAAUCCACUCCUCCAUCUCUCUCACACUCACCUAGCUCACCCCAUCCUUCCUCUUUUGGUCACUACUCCUCUGGCUACUCCUCCUCUUCUCCAGCGGUGCCACAGAGACCCUCAGACUGCAGCUUUGCGUAUGGAUCUGGCAAGGCUGUCGGUCAAAUGGGUUACUCUAACUACCAGGCAGCAGCCAAGCGAGGUUAUGGUGGAUAUCCUGCAGCAGGUCACUCCUCCAUGGUGCGGGGGGAGUCAACAGGACCCACAUCACCAGGAGGAGGGUACAUGUCUGUGGCCAAAAGCAGCCUCUUCAGCUCCUCUUCAUCCCCAGAGGGUUACAAACAGUACAACUCCAGUCAGUGGAGCUACAGACAAGGUUAUGGUGGCUGGUCAACAGACAGCUUUGGGCCUCAGUAUCACGGCUACAGUGAAUAUGGCUCCAAUGAGUCCAAAGACAUCUUGGAUAUCUCAAACUACACACCCCAGAAGGCCAAGCGACAACCUUUUCCGGAAAUUCUCUCAGAAUCCUCGUCCGACUCGUCACACCUUGGCUCUGCGGCCACUGGUAGUGGACCCAGCUCCACCUGUGGCACAUACAAACUGAACGAGGCUCCAUCUGUCAGCGGAGAGGGGGGUCAAUCAAGUCUGUCCAGCCUGGAGAAGCUGAUGAUGGAUUGGCAUGAGAGUGCUUCAGGGCCCUCGUAUAACUGGAGCCAGAACGUCCUUUUCCAGGGCGGGGGAACCACGGCCAAACCUGGUCGCGGUCGAAGGAAACGGACUGAACCACUUUUGGAAAAAGAUGGAGGGUCUGGUUUACACUCCGACUCCCCGUCCAGCCCCUCUCCGACGCCUACUCCUGGACCUAAACGGGGAGUUGGAGGACGGGGGAGAGGGUCCAGAGGAGGCAGGGGGGGUUUGUCUCCAUGUCAGAGAGAGCGGAGGGCCAAAGGCAGAGGCAAGGCUGCUGCCUCAACAUCUGGAGCAGUUUCCGCUGGAGGUCCAGAGGGUCUGUUCCAGGAGGGACUGGAUUAUUACAGUGGAGACAGUAGCAGCCUCUCUCCCCUGGCCACCCCAAAUCCUGCACCCCCUUCCAGCUACCUCCAGGACCCCUGUGAGUACCCCUCCCCUUACCCCUCCACACCCUCCUCUGAGGAGCGAUAUCCAGCCUUAUACCCUGGAGAGUCCUCUUCUUCCCUCUCACCCAGUGUCUCAUCUCCGUCUUAUCCUCCCAAGCCAACACCUCCUCCCCCCCAGACUUACCACCCCAUCCCCUCCAGGACAUUCUCUCCCUCCUGCUCUCCCUCACCCCGUGUAACUCCCCUCUGCGCCACUUCACUGAGUCCCUCUCAGCGCCCCGCUCCGAAAGACCCACAGUUCUCGCAGUACGACUCACCCAGCUACUGCAGCUCCCCCUACUGGUACGGACAGACGUCGCACAGCGGCAGCCCCAGCCCGCACUCCCACAGCACACUCUCAAACACAGCCGUGCACACACACAACACACACUCAAACACAGCCACGCACACACACAGCAACCCGCACACAAGCCCCCAUGGAAGUACACACGGUAAUACGCUCGCUAGCUCCAAUGCAAACACACAAAUGAAUCCCCAUGACACACACCUGAACAACACACAGCCACACGCAAACUUACACACCAACACCACCUCCCUCCUCCAACCCCACACUAACAACCACCCCCACCCAAACUCUCACCUCUCCUCCCAUACUCACUCCAACCCAAGCACCAGCCUCCGCCAGGGCCCCCUGCCUCACUCCCUGUACCCCAAACUCGCCCUGGACUCCUCGCCCCAUCAGGAGGACACUGGGGGCUUCUCUUUGUCCCACCAAUCCUACCCGGGCAUGGGACACCGCUACCCCUCCCAAGCAGCUCACGGGGGGGGAGUGCUGUGCCAGCUCCUGGACACAGCCAACGAUGACAGCUUCAGCGUCACCAGCCUGUAACAGCAGGUGCAUUCAAAUCAAGCUUUUACAGAUUUGCAAAUGUUUUUUUCUUCUUUUUUUGUUAAGGAGACUUUUUUUGUUAAAGAAUGUGAAAUGAAGGGCGAGAAUUUAGCUGCCAGCUUUGGACAGUAAAGCUUUAAUUCUCCAGCAUUGACAAUCAAGAUCAACUGCAAUUUAAACACGCAUGCACAACACACACACACACACACACACACACACAGAAAAGCAUGUGCAGAUUAAUUCACUACCUAUACAUGGACACAUACAAUCCUACAUGUGUACACUCACUCACACUCUAUGCUGGAGUGAGGGAAUGGCCAAGAGGAGCUGACAGAUGAAAACCAGAUGCUGAUGGACAGAGACAAACCUUUUUCCUCACCCCUUCAAGCCCGGUUGUGAUACAUAGACAACUCUAUUUCCCAUAAGUCUGUAUCCCUUCUCAAAUCUUUCUGGUCCUGUUCUGUACAUCUGCAACACAAUCACACUUUUCUCUCCCUUCUUUUUCUGUCCUCUCUCAACCUCCUGUCCUUGGCUAAACCAGCAACUGUUCUGCACUACACUGACCUUGCAUUUCUGUCUUGUGCCCUCGCCUGAAUCGCAUCUGAGCCCAAAUCAACUUUUUAAAUACCAUGAGCCUAGCAAAUGUCCUGCUCUGUGCACUCCAUGUGUUGUGUCCCAUAAGAGAAAACUGGACUAAAGCAGUCUCUGCUCUUGAAAUACCAGCAUCUGUACAUAUGACUCCAGCUCCAAGCCAGAGGCCCCGUGAUCGCUCAGAGGGUCCGUCAUCAACAUGCCCUCCCCAGCGUUCUGCCAUGGUUUCUCUGCUCUGGGGAGGGGGAGAGACUGCAGCAUGGAGACCCGACAUCCUGUGUUUUGCUGUUUUAACUACAAGGGAAAGAGACAUCGAAAUCACACAACGGCCCCAAAGAGACUUGUUUUUCUGUGUGCAAACGUGAGACAGAGGAGGGCGUGUUUUUUGCGUGAAUGCAGUGAUGCAUGUAUUUGUGUGUAUGUGUGCAUUUAUGUUUGUGUGAGCGUGUGUGUGUGUGGCUGUGGGGUCAAAAGGAGUGAAGCUCUCCAGACACCAAAAGUCUUGGCGGGGUCUCAUUCUUUCUUUCACUCUCUCCCUUCUUUUUUCUGUGGUCUUGUGUUGUUUGGUGGUUUUUGUGAUGAAAAAAAUUGUAUAUCUGUCUGUUACAUAUCAUGUAUGUAUCUGAGGUGCAAAAUAUUUAAAUACACAUUCUGUUCUUGCCA